Molecule: messenger RNA, 1518 nt
Organism: Cordyceps militaris CM01
Lineage: Eukaryota; Fungi; Ascomycota; Sordariomycetes; Hypocreales; Cordycipitaceae
Exons: 3
Coding region: 1-1518 (505 amino acids)
Biological process (GO): actin cortical patch assembly; actin cortical patch localization; endocytosis
Cellular component (GO): actin cortical patch
Molecular function (GO): Arp2/3 complex binding
Source: RefSeq, a predicted model, not a curated record
AUGGCAAUGGCUGACGUUGAGGGGACCGCAUUCUCUGCGGAGGAGGAGGAACAGCUGUGGACAGAUAUCGACACGUGCGUAUCGAGCCCAUGCGACGACCACGAAUCCAUCGACGACGCCCUGCGAACGUGGCUAGAACUAGCAGCGCAGCUCCGCAAUCGGCUCCGCGAAAGCCAGGAGGACUCAAUAAUCUGCGCGCAGAUGCUAAUCAACAGUCCGCUCUUCCAGCAUAACAAGGAUUACGUCCGCACCCAGCUCAUCCACAGCCUUCUCCAAGAAGACGAUGCCGCGCCUUUGCAUGCCAUAACGUCGCUGCUGCUUCUCGACGGCCACUAUGACGAGGCCAUUUUUCCACGCAUGAUUGCGGAGGCUUGUUUCCCGCGGCUGGUAGAGCUGAUCGCGGCGAGGCGAAAUGACGAAGAUGCGCGCCUGCAUCGGUUUUUGCUGCAGCUUAUGUACGAGAUGUCGCGUGUGGAGAGGCUUCGGCCAGAACAGCUGGUCUUGGUUGAUGACGACUUCAUACACAGCCUCUUUCGUAUCAUUGAAGGAGUGUCUGAUGAUGUAUAUGAUCCGUAUCAUUACCCUACCAUUCGAGUCCUGCUUGUGAUGAAUGAGCAGUAUAUGCUUGCGUCUACAGAGCCUGUUGAAGGUCCAGAAGGGGCGCCGGUGCCGUUGACCAACCGAAUUGUGAAAUGCCUGGGCCUGCACGGCCCGUCAUUUCGAACAUUUGGGGAGAAUAUCAUCUUGUUGCUGAAUCGAGAAACCGAAACAUCCCUCCAGCUGCUCAUCCUGAAGCUGUUAUACCUGCUCUUCACAACCAAAGCAACUUACGAAUACUUCUACACAAACGAUUUGCGAGUUCUAUUGGAUGUAAUUAUACGAAACCUUAUGGACCUACCGGAUGAGAGAAUAUCUCUCCGACACACGUAUCUGAGAGUAUUAUACCCGCUCUUGGCACAUACACAGCUUAGUCACCCGCCUCACUACAAACAGGAAGAGAUACUCAAGGUGUUGAGAAUUCUUCGCGGGUCUCUCAAUGCGCAUUUUGCGCCAGCCGAUGACACCACGGUCCGGCUGGUGAACCGCGUGGCCAAAGUCCCGUGGCUCGAGGCAGGCCAUAAAGAUGGCGUCUCCGAGGUGGCUCGCAAGUUCCUAGGCAUCAGCCUUUCUCCGACUCAGUACGCAAGCAGUAUUAGUGUUGGCGAUGUCGCUGGCGUCAUGGAGAAGCCGGGCGUGCAGACGCCGAGUCGCAACGCCGGCAACGGAGAGCGGGCGCAGGAGGAACCCGGCGCGCCGGAAGACGAAGAGAGCCAAACGGGAAGGGCCAAGAAGCCCCUGCCGGCGGUCCCCAGGCACCGACACGGUGUUCCUUUCAUCGACGUGGCGAACAGACCGCCCACCAACGGCGAGGCGAAAAAGGUACCGCCCAAGGCACCGCCGCCGCGUCGACGGGGCAAGAUGAAGGUGACCGAAUCGCCACCGAUAGAGACCAGUACGGAAAUGCCACCAGAGUGUUGA